GUUACACAUGUCCGCCAAGGACACUGGCCACAGGACAACUGGACUGUGACACACUGCAGCCUCUGAGUGAGGGUGGUUUUCUUAGGGGACGCCACUGAACACUCGCCUCUCCGAGGGGGAAAAACAUAGACAAGUGUCAAAGGUUAUACAGGUUGAGGGGUUAUAUAAAAAGUGCCAUGAAGCUAAUGUGGAGCCUGCUGCUGCUGGGCCUGCUGCUGGCUGGGAGCUUUAGCGUGGCUCAGGAGGAAGAUGGAGAAGAGGCAAAGGAACCAGCCGAGGAUGCAGCUGUAGAAGAUGAAGAGGCAGCUGCAGACAAUGAAGAGGCGGCGGUGGAGGUGGAAGAGCCUGAGGGUCCUGUGACAGAAGCCGGCAUGACUGACGACCGGCAGCCUUGUGCCAUGUGGAUGGUAGGAGUGCCAGGCACUCCAGGGCACAGUGGGCACCUAGGGAGAGACGGUAGAGACGGGCACGACGGCCCUCGAGGUGAGAAAGGAGAUACAGGUGAACAAGGUGAGAAGGGAGAGCCUGGCGAAAACGGCGACAACGGCGCUCCGGGACCUCGCGGUUUCCCGGGCAACCCCGGUCUGAAGGGGGCACAGGGCGAGAGCGCCCUGUUGUACCAUUCCUCCUUCAGCGUGGGCCUGACAGAUCCCGUCCCCGCCACCAACGUGCCCAUCCGUUUCAAUAAAUUCUUCCACAACGAGCAGCACCACUACAAUGACGUGAGUGGAAAGUUCCAUUGCCUCCUCCCCGGGGUCUACUUCUUCACAUACCACCUCACAGUCUACACCAAAGAUGCUCGGGUGAGCCUGUUCAAGAACGACAAGCCCGUCAUGUUCACCUACGACCAGUACCACGAGGGCAACGUGGACCAGGCCUCGGGGGCCCUCAUACUGAGGCUGCAGUCUGGGGACGAGGUUUGGCUGCAGAUCUACGGAGAUGAGGAUUUUGGGGGGGUGUAUGCUGACAACACCAACGACUCCACCUUCUCCGGGUUUCUUUUGUAUCCUGACAUGGGAGAGUUGGAGGAAAGGAGACGUCGCUCUGUUGGAGUUAGUAGACACUGAGGUUGUGCAGGACCUGAAGGGUGAUAUUUCGAGCUGGGUGGGCUGUAGUGAAUUUUUCCUGACUGCUCUAUAUGCAUACAUUGCCCUCUGACUGGGGACUGUGGGGGAAGGGGUAAUAAGUCGCUUCUUAAAUUAGUAUGUUUUAAAAGAGUGCACCAAAUUUUUUAAAUGUGUUAGUUCUAUGAUCUAUAACAUGUUCCAUUUCAAUUGUUAGGUGUAUUCUAGCAUUAGAGACAUUUAGUAUUCAAUGUAAUAAGUUGUGCACUAACAAAAAGCGUAUUGCCUGGAUGGCUUUAUGGCAGUGUCACAUAUUUGGGCAGUGUCUGUGAAAUAAUAAAAUGUGUUAUAGUAAAUGUAAAAUGUCAUCAGAUAUGCUUUCUUUGUCAGAUAGCCAUUUCACAUAGCAGUGGUUUGUAAACAAGAUCAGCAAGUGAGUUUUGCUUUGCUGCUACGAUAGGGGCGUGGGUAGGUUUGAACAAAUGGGUCCAAAAUACUUCAGGAGUGUGGCAGGCAGGCCCCCUUUGGACAUUUGCUGGCUCCCAUUUAGCCAAACAGUCAGUUAGGGUUUGUCAGUAGUAUAGCCUACUUAUGGUUUGAUGACUAGGGCUUUUAUCUUUAUCAUUGGAUAAAGUUACAUGUGGUGGGAUGCAAUCCCCAAACUGAAUAAAUCUGUAUUCUAGUAAAAACUUGCUGAAAGAAGUUUCACUGUGCUUGUCUCUAUGCCAACAUUGAGGCUUAAAUAAAAACUGGAGAUCAGUGCAAAUUGUUGUAAUGUGAGCAGUGGCUUCUAGAUGUGACUCAGGGAACCCACCUCCAGAGCCAAUGGGUGACCUCCAUGUACAUUGCGUCACUUGCUCAUGAACCAAUUAUAACUAAGCUCUUCAUUCUGGAGGGUCUAUAUUGCUAAGACUAAAUAGUAAUGAAAUUGUAUCGUGCUGCUCUUGGCCACUGAAAUGGGCAGGGAACCACAAGAGACUAGUCAGGGCCACAUGAGUACUGUCAAUAGUACCAAUAGAGUAGACAAGUGCCUUGUUCAGGGACUUGAUACAAUAAGUGUUUACAUGAUCGGCAUGAGCGUAGCAUACGUGUUGGUUUGCUAGUUAAGACACUUAUUGGUUGAGAAAAAGACCAAGUCAAUGACAGAAUGCUGGCCAUAACACCUGCCUAUGAAGGCCCCAUUGGAAAAUUAAUACCUACCCAUCUCCUGUUCAAUGUUACGACUCACUUCCUAAUGUUGCUAAGGCUCUUGAACAAAAUUAUGACGAUGAGAGACAGAAAUGUAAAUAUGUAUUUUAUACCUCAACCUUCAAAUCAUGGUGCUCUAAAAAUAGCUCCAUACCAUAAAUAGUAAAAAAUAAAACAUAAAAAAAAUUGCUAGUGAAGAAUGUAAAUGCUUAUGAAAGAUAAUCUCUGAUUCAUUUGCUUUAGACACCAUCAAAUCAAUAAUAAGGGCCACUAUUCAUGCAUGUAUCCAGUGGCUCCACUGAUUCACACUGGUCCACUGAUUGGAUUCAUAUUUCCUGAUUGAAACAUAGGUUGAAGAUAUCUUCAACCUAGAUUAAAACCACCCAUCAAAAUUCAGAGGAAUAUCACAAUGCAAAACUUGAUCAGACAGCAUGAACAGAUAACAAUCAGCAGUGAAAGAGAGGUAAUGACAGGAAAGUAUUCAGUAACCAUUGUUGAGAAAUAUGAUAAAUGUUAAUAAAAUGCCUACAAGGGAAUCGAGGAGACAAAUGUAAAAGACGAGCCACAGAACAGAAUGAUCAUUGCCAUUUCCAGCUGUAUAUUGCCAUCUAGUGACGCAUGACGGGAGCAACUGAGCAUUAUGUUUGAAUUAGCACAACUGUACUUUUAUGUUUGCAGGUUAAGUACGACCAACAUUUCUGAAUUCAUGCAGCAAUCAUUAAAUGACGAGCAUGUUUACAACAUACAGAAAGAAGAAAGAUUCUGCUUUGUCAUGGAGGGUUUAAAGGAUUGGUUUCUUGUGUGUUAUCUUUGGCAGGUUUUGCAGUUGGAGGCAAGAUACCAUUUUGUUGUGAACCACUCUGGAAUAAUGCAUAUGCCUUCUUGCAAACAUCAGUAUAAC
Messenger RNA from Oncorhynchus nerka (sockeye salmon), 3153 nucleotides. RefSeq names its product adiponectin-like. Gene Ontology annotation, molecular function: protein binding. NCBI's taxonomy places the organism in Eukaryota, Metazoa, Chordata, Actinopteri, Salmoniformes, Salmonidae. Bases 177 to 1067 code for a protein of 296 amino acids. The record is from RefSeq and is a predicted model, not a curated record. The transcript is spliced from 3 exons.